UAGUCUGCUUUGCGAUCUGUUCGAUACUUGCACGAUCCACACGGAAGUGUUCUGCCAUUUUCCACAAGGAAACUUUCGCAAACGAGAUGAAAUUCGCCACCGCGUUUGUUGUGCUAGCCGCCGUGCUCGGUAGCUGCUAUCUGGUGACUGCUCAGACGCACAACUAUUUCUUCGGAGCCCGCGUCCCGUACGACACGCUCCUGAAUCAGACCACCGUGAUCCAGUCGAGUUCGUUCCUGCGCGUCAAGUCACUCAACGUGGAGUAUCCCGGGAAGGGACAGCGCGGUCGCAACAUUACCGCCAUCUACGUGUACGAUCGGCUCGGUUCGGGCCGUGGAGGGUUCGCCAGCAUUACGAAAGGUGGUAUCGGUCAGAACUACACCCGCAUCCAUCUGAAGACGCAGCGCGGCAAUGGCAUGAACUUCCAGGUGGAAAUUUACGGCCGAUAAACUGAAGGAUGCCGAAUGCAUCGUGUGAAAUAUUGUAAAAAGAAGCACAUAAAAAGGAAAUAGAUAAUAUCUGCUAACAUGAUUUUAUAUCAAAGCAA
Anopheles moucheti is the source of this 547-nucleotide messenger RNA. RefSeq names its product probable salivary secreted peptide. The transcript has a single exon. Bases 87 to 449 code for a protein of 120 amino acids. Lineage: Eukaryota; Metazoa; Arthropoda; Insecta; Diptera; Culicidae. The record is from RefSeq and is a predicted model, not a curated record.